GUUACCUAAUGCAUUUCAGCUGUGAUUUCCUUGUUAUGGAUUCGAUGAUUUGAGCUUUGUGAGUUUACGUUCAUAACAACAACUACUUAAUUUAACUAAUAAUCGCCGCGCAGUUGAUUUAGGUAACGUUAGUACAUUGGUUCAUAGUAUUUUAAGCAUGGCGUCAAGCGAAAGUUCCCUACGGAAAAUUCUGUCGAAGACUUAUAAAUACAGGGAUCUAACCGCACGCGACAUUACAAACGUGACGUCUCAUUAUAAAGAUCUUAAACCUGUGAUGGACAACUAUGUGUUCAAUGAUGGCUCCACCAAAGAGCUCUUGAGCCUCACAGGAACAGUACCUGUAAACUACCGAGGAAAUGUGUACAACAUUCCCAUCUGCCUGUGGCUUCUAGACACGUAUCCCUACAAUCCUCCCAUCUGUUUUGUCAAACCCACAAGUGCCAUGAUGAUAAAAACAGGAAAACAUGUUGAUGCCAAUGGAAAGAUUUACCUCCCAUACCUGCACGAAUGGAAACCUCCCCAGUCUGAAUUGUUAGGACUAAUCCAGGUGAUGGUUGUAGUGUUUGGAGAGGAACCACCUGUGUUCUCACGGCCGGCUGCUCAGGCAACUUACCCAGCAUUCCCAGCAGCAGGCCCACCUAACACUUCUUACAUGCCAGGCACCCCAGGGUUGCCUUAUGGUCAAGGUCACUCUGCCAGUCCAGGUGGAUUUCAGGGCUACCCUUAUCCUGCAGUAGGCCCUGGAUACCCCACUACCUCAGGCUCCUCUCUCUAUACCCCAGCGUCUUCUGUCACUACAGUGGGACCAACCCGUGACGGUACCAUUGGGGAGGACACAAUCCGUGCAUCUUUGGUGUCUGCAGUCAGUGACAAGUUGCGCAGGCGGAUGAAAGAAGAGAUGGAUCGAGCACAGGCAGAGCUGGAUGCACUGAAAAGGACAGAGGAGGACCUGAAGAGAGGCCACCAGAGGCUGGAAGAGAUGGUGACCAAACUAGACGUGGAAAUGGCUGAUGUGGACAAAAACAUUGAACUCCUUAAGCAGAAAGAUAAGGAGCUGUCUGCUGCUCUGGAAAAAAUGGAGAACCAGUCUGAGAAAAAUGAUAUUGAUGAUGUGAUUGUGCCCACCGCUCCUCUCUAUAAGCAGAUUCUGACUCUCUACGCUGAAGAAAACGCCAUAGAAGACACUAUCUUCUACUUGGGUGAAGCGUUGCGCAGAGAUGUCAUUGACUUGGAUGUCUUUCUCAAGCAUGUCCGCCUUCUCUCCAGAAAACAGUUCCAAUUGAGAGCCCUGAUGCAGAAGGCCCGGAAAAUAGCAGGCCUCAGUGACCUGUACUGACUUGCCUAAAUAAAUCAUUCCCCCUCUCAGCUAUAACACGUGCACUAUAUGACAAGGACCCUAUAUUUUAUCCAAGAACAAGAGAUUCGGGACCCUCCUUCUAAAUCACAGUCUUUCUAAAUAUAGAAAGAUGUGGCUAAUAUAUCCAGGACCAAAAAUAUUCAAGUUUACAUUCAUAUAAUCAUUAUUACAAAUAGCAAGUGCAUUGAAUAUAUCUUUAUUACGUAAAAAAUGAAGUGACCUUUGAGGUUCUUGCCUUCGCAGAAAACAAUGGAAGGAAAUCAAACAUUUGCGAGAGAGAUUUUUUGCUCAGCUAUGGAGCUUAGCGUAGCCUUAUAAAAACAGCAACCGUUGCACUUUUUGUGACUUGUGCCUCAUAGUCUUUUUUCAGAUAUAGGGUAAAGGGAAAGUUUGAGAAUUACAUUUAAUAUCCUCAACCUGAAUGUCUUAUUUUUAUAUUGUUUACUUUCCAAAUAUGUACCUGUACUGAAUAAUCCUCUUAAAAUCAGCACUUUGUUUUAUUUUUUAGAUGAGUUAGUAAAUCUUAACAUCUCAGAAUCUAAUUAUAUCGUUAUGAAUGCUUUAUCAUUAUCGUUGUCCACUACAUAACACACUUCUGCAGUCCUGCUUGUGAUUUAUACAUGUUGUCAAUCAUAACAUUCUUAUGUACAGUUGUUAUGCAGUCAGUUUACAAGAAUGUGCUGGGUAUUCAUGCAGAUUUAAUGACAAGAAUAUUACGCAGGUAUUUUGAGACUGAACUUGUAUAUCUGUUUUAGAUGUGAUGCAUAAAACCUCAAAGUAUGAAGGGAACAUUUUCUUUGCAGAGAUAUUUGGAGUACUGUUUGAUUGCUGGUAUAAUCAUAGAUGAAGUGUUGUACUUACAAUCAAGGGAAACGAGGAAUAACAAAAUGAUGGUGCAGUAUCUCUUGGAGGUAUAAGGGUAUUUAAAAAAAUGAAUAUCUGAAAUAAAAACAUGAAAAACUCUUU
This is a messenger RNA of Labeo rohita (rohu), 2323 nucleotides long. RefSeq names its product tumor susceptibility 101b (gene tsg101b). Gene Ontology annotation, biological process: protein transport; endosome to lysosome transport; protein modification process. The record is from RefSeq and is a predicted model, not a curated record. Gene Ontology annotation, molecular function: ubiquitin binding. Bases 158 to 1336 code for a protein of 392 amino acids. Gene Ontology annotation, cellular component: ESCRT I complex. NCBI's taxonomy places the organism in Eukaryota, Metazoa, Chordata, Actinopteri, Cypriniformes, Cyprinidae. The transcript has 10 exons.